Molecule: messenger RNA, 1342 nt
Organism: Cylas formicarius (sweet potato weevil)
Lineage: Eukaryota; Metazoa; Arthropoda; Insecta; Coleoptera; Brentidae
Gene: tan
Product: beta-alanyl-dopamine/carcinine hydrolase
Exons: 6
Coding region: 122-1273 (383 amino acids)
Source: RefSeq, a predicted model, not a curated record
GCGAUUUAGCGGCGAAAACUGGAAUCGUGGGUGGGGGUGGGGAUAUCGCGGCGCUAGCGACGCAGAAAAAUAGUUCGGAGCUCGGGAAACGGACGUCCAGUGUCGAGGAAAACGCGUCGGGAUGCCGAGCGAAAACUUGGGCAGACGGCACUGCGUCCCCGUCCUAUAUACGAGGGGCACGCACUACGAAGUCGGCUACGACGUGGGCCGGACGUUCUCGGGGGUGAUCCAGAGCUUCCUGCGUUGCUCGGAGAGCCUGCCCGAGUUCCUCGACGCGUACGAAACGGCGGAAGGCCGCCGCGCGUACGACGACACCCUCGCUUGUCUCAAAGCCAACUUCCCGCAGUACGUGCGGGAACUGGAAGGCACCGCAGAUGGCGCCAACGUUCCGUUCCACAAGCUCUUUCUCCAUCACAUGGACAACAUUAUACUGCACGCGGCCAGAAAACGUAUCAUCGAACAGCCGACCGGGUGCUCGACUAUCUGCGUGAAUCAGGACGGCCAAGAAUUGCUGGGCCACACCGAGGACGCGUUAGCGUCGACCCUGAACCAUUUUUACUUCGUAUCAGCUCACAUCGUUUCUGACAAACCUCUUGGCAAGUGGGGCGUCAAAGAGGAACGUUUCACGUCGUUGUGUUACGCGGGCCACCUGCCCGGUUACACGAUGAGCUACAACCACCACGGCCUCGUGUUUUCCAUCAAUACGCUGAGCGCGAAACACCUCAGGCCCGGCAAGACGCCCCGCCAUUUUGUGGCGAGGGCGCUGCUGACGGCAGACAAUUUUGAACGCGCGCAGAAAAUCCUGCGAGACGCGGGCUGCGGCGCCGGCGACGGCUGCUCCGUCAAUAUGACGUUCCUGCGGCAAGACGGCGACCGUCUGUUUCACAACGCCGAAAUGGCGCCCGCCGCCGACAAAUCAGACGAGUCGCAGCUGAACAUUCUGACCGCUAGUCCCGGCGAACACAUCGUCCACUGUAACUCUUAUCAGAGGAUGCAGGUCGAGGAAGCCAACAAGAGCAUGACGGACAGCAGCGUUGCCAGAUUGGCGACGUUCCAAAAGUACAGGGCGCCCAAGAACGAAUCCGACCUAAAGAAAAUGUUGAGCGAUCGGAGCCACCCGACCCACCAGGUGUUCAGAGACGGCAAAGAUGAUUACGUCAAGACCAUAUGCGUGGGAAUUUUCGACUGCGUCGCGAAGACGUGGUCUCUAUACGCCGAUAGACCCAGCGAGACGGAGCCACUGGUCGUCCUGCCUUUAGCGUUGAAAACAUAACCUCCAAACCUCGAAUAGUUUAGUUUGAUUUUAACGUACCUUAUAAUAAAUAAUAAGCAGUGUUAGUUA